Molecule: messenger RNA, 381 nt
Organism: Macrosiphum euphorbiae (potato aphid)
Lineage: Eukaryota; Metazoa; Arthropoda; Insecta; Hemiptera; Aphididae
Source: the annotation of a GenBank genome assembly
AUGAAUACCAAUAAAAAUCCCAACUUGUCUGUCAAGAAGAAAAAACAAAAUAUAAUACAACUAAGACAACCGUGCAGAGACCCCAUUUCUCAAAAAUGGCGAAAAAAGUUAAGAAGAAUUGAUGAAAUCAAUAGAGCAAUGGCUUCAAAUAUUAAUUUUUUAAUGACUAACAAAAUAGCCUGUGAUGAUAUGGAAAUAAAAUAUUUAAAACUCAAAAAAAAAGUUCUUGACACUGAAGAGAAAUUAUUGAUGAAUGGUAUAAAUACAACAGAAUAUCCAGCAUUUUGUAGUGAAGAAGAAGUUAGAACUUCCGACAGUGAAGUUAUCAAAGACCCCAAAUUUGAGCUAUUACUGCUCAUAGAAAUUAACAGAAAAAAAUAA